CGUUCGAGCUCACAGCACUCGCAAUCUCUUCACCAGCCGCGGCCAGGUCUAGCACCACUGGGAAAACAAGACCCUAUCUCGCCUACUCCGUCUACUACUUCUUUCCCACCAUCGACAUACCCGCCAAAUCACUCGCUAGGAAACGGCAUCCUACAGUCCCAGAGUGCGUACGGACCACCGUCGCAAGAGCCACCCUACUACACCACCCAUCCGACAUCAUAUACAACAGCAUCAGCUUCGGCACAGUAUCCUUCUAGCGGACCACCAGACCUCAUGGCAACCGCCGCUCAAAUGCAGAGGCCUGCUUACCCCCCCAUCUACCACACCCCUCAAUCCAACUCGCCAGCAUCUGUAGCCUCGCAGCCGCAUGAUCAGCAUAUCGCCCCAGAUGCCACACCAGAUGUAUGGUUAUUCACCAUAUUCGCCGAUGAACACGGUGCAACCGUCGCCUUACGCGGCGCAUCAUUCCCCACAACCACACACCCUCACCUCGCAAUCCAUGAUGAUGCCCCCUCAGACGACGACGGCGCAGAUGUCGCCGCACCUAUCCUCCCACAACCCCAACGCCGCGCUGUCCAGCAGCCCAGCCAUGAAAAUGGAUUCCAACUCCCAGCCCGCAUUGGCGCAACGACCGAUGCUCCACGCGCCCCCCUAUCUACUUCCAACACCGGCCUCCAAGCAGGCAGCAUUCACCAAAUAUCUCCUCUAGGAACGAGCUCGAGUGCCGCGCCGGGCCCCAUCCCUGCCACCACGCCGCUCGUGGUCCGGCAAGACAGCAACGGGGUACAGUGGAUUGCGUUCGAGUACUCGCGAGACCGCGUCAAGAUGGAGUAUACCAUCCGCUGCGACGUCGAGUCCGUCAACGUGGAGAGCCUCAGCCAGGAGUUUAAGACGGAGAACUGCGUGUACCCGCGCGCCUGUUGCAACAAGGACCAGUACCGGGGCAACCGGCUGGUGUACGAGACCGAGUGCAACACCGUCGGCUGGGCGCUCGCCGAGCUGAACGCGUCACUGCGCGGGAAGCGCGGGCUUAUCCAGCGCGCCGUGGAUAGCUGGCGCAACAGCAACCAGGACCCGCGGCUUCGCAGCAGAAGAGUCCGCCGCCAGGCCAAGGUCAACUAUCGCAAGCAGUCCAUGGCCCCACCCACGCCACACAUGCCAGCUCCAGGUCCCAUGGGUCCGGGACUGCCCAGCACGCCGUCAAUGCAGGCCCCUGGCCCGCGGCAGAGUAUUGGUGGUCCUGGGCCUAUGGUGAUGGGGCCGCCGCAGUUGCAUCAUCAUCACGCUCAACCGGAUGGUAGCCCUAAGAUUGAGGAAGUUAGCGGCACGACAGACUACACCAGCGCUGCCCAGCACUCCAUUGACUCUGCCCGCCUACCACCCGCCCCCCACGCCGGCGCCGAUCUUCGACGCGCCCAAGCCUUCCACGACGCAACCCCCGUCCCGAAAUCCUCCAGCGCCGGCCCAUCCAUGCCACCCCCGCUCCGCGACAGCGGCCUGGCCGCGCUAGGGCGCCACCCAACAAUCGCUGCCUCAUCCAGCCGCAUGGGUGCUACUGCAGCCCACGCCGACGCUGUCGGCGAUGUUGACAUCAGCCCAACCAAUGACGACCUCUUCGGCCAACUCCCCGACGGGAAGCGGCGCACCUUCAUCCUAGUCGAAGACCCGCAGCGCGGCGCGCGCGUGCGCGUCAAGGUCAUGCUGGACAAGGUCAACAUGGACGAGAUCCCGGACUCCUACCGCAUGACAAACGCCGUGUACCCGCGCACCUACUUCCCCGUGCAGAUGAAAGAUGCUCCGGGCGCCCUCAUCCCUGGCAGGCGCUUCUUCCAUGGCGACGAGCAGGACGACGAGGACUCGACUGUUGGUCGGACUAGUGUAGCUGCACCCUCGCUGGAUGGCGAGCGCGAUGUCGAUGUGCCCAGGCUCUCACGCCGACGGCACCAGAAAGAGGUUUUGCUUAACGAUCUCGGCUAUAGAUUGAGUUGGAGUCAGAGCAGAGUGUUCGCCGGACGGAUGCUAUUUUUGCAGCGAUCGCUGGAUGCCUACCGUAACAAAAUGCGCAGCAGCAUUUUGGCUGCGGGUCAGGAUGCGGCUGAUAUCCCCGAGCAUUUUGAUACUCGGCGUGGGAAACGCCGGUUCUUGGAGCGCGGCGGGCGCCGGUUGGAAACCGAGCAGCCGAGUGCGUCGAGGCGGAGUGCGGAGGAGGUGGAGAGUUAA
Molecule: messenger RNA, 2220 nt
Organism: Penicillium canariense
Lineage: Eukaryota; Fungi; Ascomycota; Eurotiomycetes; Eurotiales; Aspergillaceae
Exons: 5
Source: RefSeq, a predicted model, not a curated record